UUCUAUGUUUAAGAUGGAGUCGUACGUUAUUUUGACAACUGUCCUACUUUGUUAAAAUGUUAGUUUCCAUUUAAUUGGACUGAAAAUUGUCCUUAAACCUACCCUUAGCGAAGGGUAUGUUUAUGUAGAAUGAGAUUACAGUAUUUGAUGGCUGCAGUUAGAAAAGGGCCAUCAGGUGCCCUUGAAAGAGUGCCCUCUGCGGGUUCUCGCCAGAAGUUUACAGGCAAAACUGGUGUGAGAAGUGUGCAUCCAAACAGCAGUCCUCUGUUCAAAACACAAUCAGAGAGUGCUCUUUCUGACAGACUGCAGAAGCUUUCACUAAAAGAUGGGCAAAACAAUGGGACCCAACGGAGGCUGUUAUCAGGAUGGGCCGGAGCUAAUGGUACUGUCCGGAGUUUGGCGGAUGCUGCAAAGCUUCUUCAGUCAGAGUCGGUGAAGAAUAUUGUAGUUGUUGCAGGAGCUGGUAUUAGCACUCCUAGCGGCAUUCCAGACUUUAGGACUCCAGGCACAGGGCUCUAUGACAAUCUACAGCAGUACAAGAUUCCUUACCCAGAGGCAAUUUUCGACAUCGAUUAUUUCCACGUUAACCCUCGGCCUUUUUUCACAUUGGCGAAGGAACUGUACCCAUCCGGGAAAUAUCGGCCCAACUACAUUCACUACUUUUUACGACUACUGCAUGACAAAGGAAUGUUGCUGCGGAUGUAUACACAAAAUAUUGAUGGCCUUGAAAGAUUGGCAGGAAUACCUGAGGACAAGAUGGUCGAGGCACACGGAACCUUCGCCACGGCAACAUGUACCAUGUGUAAGCAGAAAUUACCAGGAUCAGAUAUUAAGGAGAAAAUAUUUACAGACAAACUGCCAAGAUGUCCCACAAGAGGAUGCGUGGGUAUAGUGAAACCAGACAUUGUAUUUUUUGGAGAGGAUUUACCUCGCCGGUUCUACAGCUACAUGAAAGACAUGCUGCAGACAGAUCUUGUUCUAGUCAUGGGAACUUCACUUGAGGUACAACCAUUUGCAGGGAUCAUAGACACAGUUCGACAAAACAUCCCUCGGGUGCUCUUCAACAGGGAGGCUGUAGGACCGUUCCGCUUUAACAGACGAGCUCAGGACAUAGUGGCUGCAGGUGACCUUGUGGAUGGCAUGGUAAAGUUUGCGAGUCAGGUCGGCUGGUCAGAGGACAUGAAACAACUCAUAACGCAGAUGGAAGGCUCAUUUACCAUUGGCAAGAAAUUGCCUGUGAUAAUCAGGGCAAAUAAGCCUGCUGUAAAACAGCUAAACAAACAACCUCCACCUCCACCACAAACAAACCACAGAAGAAACUUUAGCACUCAGGCCUACAAGGGCAGACCAAAAUUUUCCAUCUAUAAUGAAGAAUCUUCAUCUGAGGAGAGUUCUGAAAGUGAGAGUGAUGUCACUUCCUCUGACUCAUCAGAAGAGGAUGGGAAAAGAAGAAGAGUAUUCAAGGGAGGUCAUCAUGGGAGAAAUAUUCCACAGACUGUAAAUAAUAGAAGAAAUGGUGCUAUUUCUACAAACAAUGGUGUUAGGAGUACUAGUGCAAAGGUGACUGAAUCUGGUAGGAGAAAUGUAUAUACACAGCGAACAGUUAAGCCAACGCAAUCCCCUGUUGGAAAUUUAAGUGGUAGGAGUGUUAAGUCUGAAAGUGCCAUAAAUUCAAACUUGACUAAAGUUAAGGUUGAAGUUAGAAGGCCUCCACUUCCUAAAGACAUGAGAUCAGUUAUUAAGCCUGAAGCCAGGGAAGCUUUUGUUGAAGACAAAGCUCAAGUAAACAAAUUUGGGAAAGAAACUAAUGGGUCUAAGUCAGAAGUUGAUAAAGACAAAAGUACUACAAAAACUGAUGAUUCAAAAGUUGAAACAGUGUUAGAUAAAAACAGCAAAACUGAUGGCAGUCAUAAAACAGGCAACAGAGAAAUUUAUGUAGAAAAGGAGAUUGCUGACAGUUUAGUUCAAGAUAUUACCAAAACCAAAUAUGAUAAAGAUGGUUCAAGGUCUAGUCUUGAUAUAGAUAUUACUGAUAAAAAAAUUGAAAAGGUUAUUCCAAAACCUAGUUCAGAUCACAGUGUUAGGACAAGAUAUGCAACAAGUAAGGUGUUAAGAGGUCGGCAAGCUUUGCAAGAGAAAACAAAACAAGAAAAUCAAAGUAUUGAUGAAGUACAAUCAAAUGGUAACAAAGUUGAUAGUCAGACUUCAGCAUCAAGUGAAAGGAAACACUCAGAAAAGGAGGUUUCUGAAACUGAAUCUGUCAACAGGCAAGAUGAUGUAAUUUCACUGAAAAAGCAGGUUAGCUUUAAACAAGAAACUUUUGCUACUCCAAAAGAAGCAUUUGAAGCGAUUGUCAGUGAAAUAUCUGAAAGAACAAAUAUUGAUGUAGGGGAAAUAGCUGAUUUGACUAAAUCUGAUAGAAAAAAAAUAUUAAAGAAAUAUGGCAUAAAAUCACUUCCUCCUCCACAAACUCCAAAUAAGCCUCCGCUUGGUGUGCAAAGGAAUAGACAUGUAGAUAGCCCCAUGAAAUUAAUUAAGUUGGUUCAGAGUGAAAGUGCUGUAGCCAGUGGGUAUUUUGUAGAUGAUAACAAUAUGUCAGGCAUAGCUAAAACUAAUCAAGCUGACAUUCCUGCAGUCUCUAGGAUUGAAAGAGAGAGGCCAUUGUCAGUUACCGAGCCUAAACUGAACAGGGAUAAAAUGGAUGAAAAAAGAACACAAAUUAAACCUUGGCAUGAGGGUACUGUGUCAACCAAUCAAAUGUCUCCAAUUUUUAAUGAUGUUAAACCGAUUCCGUCAAGCACAACUUUACCUAGUGGAGCAUCUUCUAUAUGCAGUAUGAACAGUAAUGAUACAGGGUCGAAAAUUCUUUCAGAGAAAACUGCUAAAUCUUUUGCUAAAUAUGCCAGCUUAACCUCUGGCCCAUCUCACAAAAAGAAGAAAAGACAUGGAAGCAAAAAACAUCGAAUAACUUUGAAGGAUCGACCCUCUCCCGGGCAUAAGCAUACCAGCAAAAGAUCAGAGCUUAAGACAGUAAAUGCUGUUCCCUAUGGUUACGCUCACAAAAAAAACAGUAAAGUAAAAGGUGUAGGACCAUUUCAUCGCACAAAUGUACGCACGCUGAAUAGAGAUAUUGACUAUGCAGACAUACAGUUCCGGUCUGUUUCCGCCGAUAUCCCCAAAAUCAGUUAUCAACACAGAAUGAAGCAAAGUCCUUCCGGUAAUGGUGUGGCGCCAGAGGAUAUGUCAGGAUUUUCUACUCCAGUCAAUGAAAACAGAGAUGGGUCUUAAUGAAAGAUAUUUAUAGAGCUAGAUAUUUGUAUUUUUGAAAUUUGAUUAUGUUCGUCUCGUGUAUAUAGAAAUAGAUUUUUAUAUACAAUUUUAAGCUUUAGAGUGAUAGGCUACUACAAUUUAACUCAUUUGCAUGAAAAUGUUUGAUAAUAUAAAUAUUCUUCUAUAUCAGUCAUUCAGUCAACAGUUUUUAACUUACAUGUAACUUAAUGUUAAACUUAUGAUGUUCAGUUAUGAGUUGUGGAUAUAUAUUGUCUUAGUUAUAUUAACCAUCAAUUUCUUUCCGACAAACCAAAAUUUGAACUGCUAAUUUUUAAACUUUGACCGCUGACUUGUGAAGCUACUGUCAGUUUUUUGUAAAUAUAUAUUAUUUUAACUUAAAUAUUGAUUAAUGAAUUGAAUAUAGGCAAGUUUGCAUUAUAUUGUGGUCCAUUUCUCACUGUGUGAGCUUUGUAAAUAAUUUUGUCUUUCGACCUGUCUUUCAUCGCGCUGCUUGUGAUUCUAUUCUUUUUUUAGGCCUAAAAUUUUGAAAAAUACAACUCUGUAAAUUAUUGUUCAGGAGCCAUAUUCAAGAUUCUACUCAUACAUGUAUAUUCUUUUUGAAAUAAGUCAAAUCUUUCAAUAGCAAAACUUCCAUAUUAUGAUACAGUUAAAUAAAGCAAAUGUAACAAUAUGGUUUGGAUGAGAUUGGCUGCAAACGAAAACAAGUAAUAUCAACUGGAUACACUGUUAAUACGAUAAAUGAAGUGUUUCCGUAUUUUUAAAAUUAAGAGAACAGAUAAAAAACAAACUAUUUGGUCAACCCGUGAGAUGUAUUUUGAACAUGGGCCCAGAUUUCCCAUUUUAAAGGCAGCCAAGAUGCUUGUGUCACAGAAAUGUAUCAAGUAUCACAAAAAUAUCAAAUUUGAAAUUGGCCAAACUCAAACACAACAACAAGUUAAGGGUUCCCAAUUUCGGGCUUAGAUCAAAAUGAUCUAUUUUUAAAUGUAUUAGAACUAGUGCUUAUUGUUUAUGUAGUGUUUCCAUUCUAAAAAUAGAACUAGGCAUUCUGAAUGCAGAUAAACUUUUAAAAAGUGUUUUAUACUUGUUGCUUUAUUUUGCAAUUUUCUUUCAACUUUAGCUCUGAUUAUAUGUCAUCAAAUGAACAGUACAAGAAGUGUUUUACUUAUUUGUUAUUAGGUUUAUAGAAGCAUUUGUGCUUGGCUGCCUUUAAAUGAAUCUUACAUGAUGUUUCAUAUUUCAAUUGAUUUGAAGUUCUUUCCCAAACUUUUCAUGGAAACUUAACAUACUUAAAACAUGUGUGUGUUUAUAAAAUGAGUAACUGUGCAUACUUUGAACUUCCAUCUCAGUACUUUGCUUCAAGUAUAAAAUUGUAUAAUGCUAUUCAACUAGUAACAUAUUUUUACCAUGCAUAUUUUGUAAAUGUGUGUACUGCUUUAAAAUUGCCUUUGAUGAAAAAAUAACAGCAACAACAGAGCUAUAUAUAAUAUUAUGUGAUGAUAAAUGUUAUUGUUCUUACUUAUUAAUAAUAUUAAGCAUUUUCUUCAUUUUAUUUUAGGUAUGAAAAAAAAAAAAUGAUGCAUAGAAAUGUUACGUAUGAUGUACAGAAUUUAAAUAUGGUAAGACAGGCUUCUAAAAAAUAGAUCCCAGUGGUUUGAAAAGGGGACAUAGAUUAUCUAAAUCAUAAUAUUGUGUCUAGCUCAUUGGUGUUUCACAUUGUUUGGUUGAAGUUCCAGCACAAGUUUGAUUUAGAUUAGAAGAAAAACUUAUUACCUCAGAAAUUAUUUUGCAAUAUCACUCCUGGCAGUUGUUUUUGACUAUUUAGAACUUUAAAAGAUUUGAAAUUAAAUAUAUUAUUGUCAAUCUUUGUUUGUUCAGGAAAAAAAAUGAUAUUGAAAAAAAUCCAAAAGGUUUCAUGUUUAUAUAAGUUUUAUCAUAUUGAUGUCAUUGAUAUACUUUAAUAUUUAUCAUCAUGAAAAAUGUCUUUGCUCCUAAAACUCUGUAAGAUGUCAUAAUCACUUAUGCAUUAUAAAUCUUAUUACAAAUUAACUCCCAUAUUGGAACACUAACAAGUAGGUGGAGCUUAACUGUUCAGUAACUAGAAUGCAGAUAAUUUACAACGGUUUAUUACGCUUGUACCACAUGCUAGUUAUUGAACACUGUCCUUGACAACAUGGUACAAAACAGUUGUCACCCACUAACUUCAUCACUGAAAUUAUACACUUGAGCUGAAGCGCUUGUGUAUAAGUUUAACUCAGGCUGUGGGUGCAGUAACUGUUGCAAGUGUUGUUUCAUGAAUCCAGAUUGUUUUGUUGAUUAAAUGUUCUGUGCUGCGUAUAAGCUGUUUUACAACAUUAUUUCUUAAUGUAUUUAUUGGAAUAUACAGUAUUCUAUUAGAGUAUAUCUUAUCUGUUAUCAUUCUAUAAUAAAGAAAUAUUUAUUCUUGUAACUGGUGUUCU
Molecule: messenger RNA, 5747 nt
Organism: Mya arenaria
Lineage: Eukaryota; Metazoa; Mollusca; Bivalvia; Myida; Myidae
Exons: 11
Coding region: 130-3288 (1052 amino acids)
Molecular function (GO): NAD+ binding
Source: RefSeq, a predicted model, not a curated record